This is a messenger RNA of Aplosporella prunicola CBS 121167, 1152 nucleotides long. RefSeq lists its product as uncharacterized. The record is from RefSeq and is a predicted model, not a curated record. Gene Ontology annotation, molecular function: protein binding. The transcript is spliced from 3 exons. Lineage: Eukaryota; Fungi; Ascomycota; Dothideomycetes; Botryosphaeriales; Aplosporellaceae. Bases 49 to 1023 code for a protein of 324 amino acids.
AGGAGUACACUAUCAGUUCUGCUUCUCUUGGAAAUAUCGAAUAAGGAUAUGGAGCGUACAGGUCUUCUUUCGCUGCCCAAUGAGCUCCUGCUCCAUGUCCUUAACCCUCUGCCUACGCCUGAUCUCCUCCCACUGACUACCGUCUCGCACCGGAUAUACACGCUCAUCCUACGCAUUGUGCGCAAUCGUCUUAUUGCUGCCACAAACCUACAGGAGGGGCAGUAUACUUUGCUCCUCGAAUGUUACCAUCCAUCCGCAAAGCUUACAGAACCGCCACUAUAUUGUGAUUAUCUUGGGACUGACGGGUUAGACGUGAGAGACCCUGAAGCUGAUGAUGCCGACUUGGUCGGACGCCUUGGAUAUCUAAAGUCGCGCUAUUCGCGUUUCGGGCCACACCGAAAGGGUCCCGAAGCGUACAGGAGAGUCGCCAGGCCUGGGGAUAUUCCAGGAUCUCGGACGCAUCCUUCCACCUCACAACCUCGGUUUAGCGGAGGAGGCUACAAUGACGAAGAGUUGGUGAAGCAAGUGCUAUCCCUUGACAGUGACGAACGCUUCUCUCAACUCUGCGCCGUUGUCAAUCUGAUCGAACUUGGCCCUCGCAAUGGCUUACUCCGAAGCUGCUCGGAGGUCGAUGAGGGCGUUGUCAGGGUCUUCAGGGACUGGCUUCGUAAUAAUUCAGAGCCAGCUGCGCAGGGAGGGCCAGAGCUCCAAAAAGACCCUGAAUAUACCAAACCCGGGAAAGGCAAAGAGAAAGCUGGUCCUGAGGCCUUUGAUGAUCAGCGAAUUCUCUGGAUCAAUCCCUCCAAGAAAAAUGUAGGUCUGCGAUUUAGAGUGCGCGAGCGGAAGUUUAGAAGAGAAAACCCCAUCUUCGUCCUGGCGAAUGAGGAACUGGCAGUUAGCUAUGACAUUGAAUAUGAGGAACUUCUUGUCCGAACAUCGCACCUGCUGCUGACGUUCGAGCAAUCGCUGUUGGAGCAGGACAACCAUUCCGGCAAAGCAGUUGUUUUCGGGUCGUUUGGUUGAUAGCCAGAUCUGAGCAGAUCCCGGGAUGGCAGAUUACCUAUCGAUUGCCCAGGCGCUGCAGCAUGCGCUUCGUACCCGUAGAGAAAGAGAAAGACUGAAGUUUGCCAAGAAGCAUAACGAUUUCCGCCU